Molecule: messenger RNA, 1841 nt
Organism: Helianthus annuus (common sunflower)
Lineage: Eukaryota; Viridiplantae; Streptophyta; Magnoliopsida; Asterales; Asteraceae
Product: F-box/kelch-repeat protein At5g60570
Exons: 1
Coding region: 585-1667 (360 amino acids)
Cellular component (GO): nucleus
Molecular function (GO): protein binding
Source: RefSeq, a predicted model, not a curated record
CCAUCUUCUCCCAAACAAGUUUCAGUUUGUUUUCUUCUUCUUCUUCUUCUUCACAAAACGUACAAUUUUAUCCUUCUCGAAUAAUCUCUCUGUCACAUUUAUACAAAAUUCCUUCAAUCUCACCACAAAUAACAGUUAUCUCCGGCCGCCGGCCGCCUGCAUCUCACCGGAGAUCAGAAAUAUCAUCAUCUCCGGCGCCGGAAUCCUUCAUCGUUGUACGGUCAGAUUAUAACAAUAUUCUCAUGCCGCUGGUAUAUUUCGAUCUCGAUUUAUCCAUAAUUAGUUCUGUCACUAAACUUAAUUUAGUUAUUUUGAAGAAAUAUUGUGGAUUUGGAUUGAUUGAAGGUGCAGGAUUGAUGUGUGUUGAAUUAGGGUUUCAUGAAUGAUUUUGAUGAAUUGUGUUUAAUGUUUACGAUUAGGUUAAACUGAAGGAUGUAGAACAUCUGGAAACAUUGAAUUUGGAUAAGUUUUGAUGAUUUGGUAUAUUAUAUUCUUAGGGCAUAACAGAGGAUUUUUGUGAAACAAAUGUUGUAAGUUUAAAGGAAUAAGAAGUAUUUAUUGAAGGAAUAAGAAUUAGAAGAAAGAUGAGGCACACUAGGGUAAAGGUAAACUACACAUCAAAUGAUCCUCUAAUUCCGGGUUUAUACGAUGAUGUAGCGUUAACAUGUCUCGUGAGAGCGUGUAGAUUCGAUUACGGUUCGCUUGCGUGUUUGAACUCUAGGUACAAUGUUCUCAUGAACAGUGGGUAUAUGUAUGAGUUAAGGAGACAGUUGGGGAUUAUAGAGCAUUGGGUGUAUAUGGUUUGUGAUCCGAGGGGAUGGGAGGCGUUUGAUCCGGUUAGCAAAGAGUGGAUGAGAUUGCCUAGAAUUCCUUGUGACGAGUGUUUUAAUCACGCGGAUAAGGAAUCUUUAGCGGUCGGUAGCGAGUUAUUGGUUUUCGGGCGCGAACUGUUUGAGUUCGCGAUAUGGAAGUAUAGUUUGGUAUGCCGGAAUUGGGUUAAGUGUGAUAAUAUGGGUCGUCCCCGUUGUUUGUUUGCAUCAGGGAGUUUUGGGUCAGUUGCUAUAGUUGCAGGCGGUAGUGACCAAAAUGGUAACAUUCUAAACUCAGCCGAAUUAUACGACUCGUCAACGGGUCGAUGGGAAACGUUACCGAAUAUGCAUAACCCACGUAGAUUAUGUUCUGGUUUUUUCAUGGAUGAGAAGUUUUACGUAAUAGGAGGAAUGAUGAGUCCGAACGAUUCAUUAACUUGCGGGGAAGAGUUCGAUCUCAAAACAAGAAAAUGGAGAAAAAUUGACGGAAUGUACCCGAAUGUGAACCGGGCUGCAAUGGCGCCGCCUCUUGUAGCGGUCGUUGAUAAUCAGUUAUAUGCAGUUGAGUAUUUAACCAACAUGGUUAAAAAGUAUGAUAAAGAAAAGAAUACAUGGGAUGUUUUGGGACGGCUGCCGGUUCGGGCUGAUUCAUCUAACGGUUGGGGUUUAGCGUUUAGGGCUUGUGGGGAUGAACUGUUGGUUGUGGGUGGUCAAAGGGGACCAGAGGGUGAAGCCAUUGUUAUUAACUCAUGGAGCCCAAAAUCCGGGGUUAAAAAUGGAAUAUUGGAUUGGAAGGUUCUUGGGGUCAAGGACCAUGCUGGUGUGUUUGUUUACAACUGUGCUGUUAUGGGUUCUUGAAACCCUAACCAUAGGUUUAUUCCCCCUUCUGAUUAACCUCUUUUUUUUCAUUUGUGUACUUUAUUUUGUGCCAAUAAACUCCAAAGGUAUGUUCUUUUGAGGUUUAAGUUACUAUGUUACAUUGUUAAUGUCUUUCUGUGAAUAAGACGGGUUAAAUCUGAAAGGUUAAAGCCA